This is a messenger RNA of Synchiropus splendidus (mandarinfish), 5113 nucleotides long. RefSeq names its product sodium-driven chloride bicarbonate exchanger-like. The transcript has 26 exons. Gene Ontology annotation, molecular function: solute:inorganic anion antiporter activity; sodium:bicarbonate symporter activity; monoatomic anion transmembrane transporter activity. Gene Ontology annotation, biological process: bicarbonate transport; regulation of intracellular pH; transmembrane transport. The coding region runs from base 292 to 3651 and encodes 1119 amino acids. Lineage: Eukaryota; Metazoa; Chordata; Actinopteri; Syngnathiformes; Callionymidae. Gene Ontology annotation, cellular component: plasma membrane; basolateral plasma membrane. The record is from RefSeq and is a predicted model, not a curated record.
GGAGCGAAGUGUGUGUCUCAGCUUCGCUCGGAGGACGCGCCUCCUCAUCAUCGACGUGGCUCUGAGGCGCGCACGGGAAGACCUGCCUCCCUCCUCCACGCGUGAAUGAUGUAGGACAGGACGAGGACCGUCUCACCUCCCUUGUUGAACGAACCUCGGCCGGCGAUCGUGAAUGUUGCCAAGGAUACCAGCGACACUCUUUCAGCAGAAUCACCACCUUUAUCUUCCAGGCUGAAUCCAAGAGAGGAGAGGGCGACCACCGGCAUUUUGUGAAGCCAAGGAGAAGAAAAGAUGGACAUCACCGACCAAGGAGCUCAAAUGGAGCCGCUCUUGCCCACGGAACAAAGUUCUCAGGACAGUAAAGAUGUGAGGACGGAUGAAGAGGCAGUGGUGGACCGCGGUGGCACGCGCUCAAUGCUCAACACCAACUUUGAGAAGGAAGAACUAGAAGGUCACCGUACUCUCUACAUUGGAGUUCAUGUUCCCCUCGGCAGGCGGUCCCACCGACGUCACCGUCACCACGGACACAGACACAGGAAGAGGUCUAAGGAGAGAGACCCAACAACCGAAGAUGGACGGGAAUCUCCAUCACACACAGACACGCCAGCUCAAAGAGUGCAGUUUCUGUUGGGGACAGAAGAUGGCGACGAAGAACACAUCCCUCACGCUCUUUUUACAGAGCUGGAUGAAAUUUGCCUCCGGGAGGGGGAGGAUGCUGAAUGGAAGGAGACAGCCAGGUGGCUGAAGUUUGAGGAGGAUGUUGAGGAUGGCGGUGAGCGGUGGAGUAAGCCAUAUGUUGCCACUCUGUCUCUACACAGCCUUUUUGAGCUUCGCAGUUGCAUAAUGAAUGGCACUGUGAUGCUGGACAUGAGGGCGAACUCACUGGAGGAGAUUGCCGAUAUGGUUUUGGACCAGCACGAGGUGUCUGGGCCUGUGGGUCAGGAUGCCAGGAGGAGGAUCCGCGAGGCCCUGCUAAAGCAGCACCACCACCAGAACCACAAAAAACUAGCCAAUCGCAUUCCAAUUGUUCGCUCUUUUGCAGAUAUCGGCAAAAAACAGUCUGAACCCCAUUCCAUGGACAAGAAUGGCCAAACAGUCUCACCCCAGUCUCAGCCGGCCAACAAUGAAGGCAAACAGGACGUCAGCAGAGAAAAUAGUGCUGUCGACUUCAGCAAGAUUGACCUGCACUUCAUGAAGAAGAUCCCUCCUGGAGCGGAGGCUUCUAAUGUUCUGGUCGGGGAACUGGAGUUCUUAGAACGUCCGGUCGUGGCCUUUGUCCGCCUCGCACCUGCUGUGCUGCUCAACGGUCUGGCAGAAGUUCCCAUCACCACAAGGUUUCUCUUCAUCCUGCUUGGCCCCCUGGGAAAGGGCCCCCAGUAUCAUGAAAUCGGCCGAUCCAUCGCCACCCUGAUGACAGAUGAGAUUUUCCAUGAUGUGGCAUAUAAAGCCAAAGACAGAAAUGACUUGGUCGCAGGCAUCGACGAGUUCCUCGACCAGGUGACCGUGUUACCUCCUGGAGAGUGGGACCCGUCCAUAAGGAUAGAGCCUCCGAAAAAUGUUCCUUCUCAGGAAAAGCGCAAAAUACCCCCUGUUCCCAACGGAGUGACAGAUCUUGGGGAGUCUGAGGCACACGGAGGACACGGUGGACCGGAGCUUCAGCGCACAGGAAGGUUUUUUGGGGGGUUCAUCUUGGACAUCAAGAGAAAAGCUCCUCACUACUUGUCCGACUACACAGAUGCCAUCAGCCUGAAGUGUUUGGCCUCUUUUCUCUUCCUGUACUGCGCCUGCAUGUCACCUGUUAUUACCUUUGGUGGGCUCUUGGGAGAGGCCACGGAAGGACGCGUGAGUGCUAUUGAGUCCCUGUUUGGGGCUUCAAUGACUGGAAUUGCCUAUUCACUGUUUGCUGGUCAACCCCUCACCAUCCUUGGCAGUACGGGUCCUGUACUUGUCUUUGAGAAGAUCCUCUUCAAGUUCUGCAAGGAAUAUGGCCUCUCCUACCUCUCCCUGAGGGCCUGCAUUGGCCUGUGGACAGCCUUCUUCUGUCUGCUGCUGGUGGCCACAGAUGCCAGCUCGCUGGUCUGCUACAUCACACGCUUCACUGAAGAAGCCUUCGCUGCACUGAUCUGCAUCAUCUUCAUCUAUGAGGCGCUGGAGAAGCUGGUCCACCUGGGCGUGCACUACCCCAUCAACAAGAACAACGACCUGCUGAAGCUCACACAGUAUUCAUGUGCGUGUGUGGAACCCAGAGACCCCAGCAAUGCCACAAUGAAGUUCUGGGAGGAGAGAAACAUCACAGCCUCCCAAGUCAACUGGACUGUGCUGGACGUUCACGAGUGCGAGAUGCUACAUGGAAGCUUUGAAGGCGCCGCCUGUGGUCCCCACGGUCCCUACAUCCCUGACGUACUGUUUUGGUGUGUGGUGCUGUUCUUCUCCACUGUCUUCAUGUCUGCGUUCCUCAAGGAGUUUAAGACCAGCCGAUACUUCCCCACCAAGGUGCGGGGCAUCAUCAGCGAUUUCGCAGUCUUCAUCACCAUCCUCACCAUGGUGCUGAUAGAUUACGCCCUGGGGAUCCCUUCACCUAAGCUGCAGGUGCCCAGCAAGUUCAAGCCAACCAGAGACGACCGUGGCUGGAUUAUCAACCCAGUUGGUCCGAACCCCUGGUGGACCACCAUCAUCACAUUCAUCCCGGCUCUGCUGUGCACGAUCCUCAUCUUUAUGGACCAGCAGAUCACAGCGGUCAUCAUCAACAGGAAGGAGCACAAGCUGAAGAAAGGUUGUGGAUACCACCUGGACCUGUUCGUGGUGGGCGUGAUGCUGGGCGUGUGCUCGGUCAUGGGCCUGCCGUGGUUCGUGGCUGCCACCGUGCUGUCCAUCUCCCACGUGAACAGCCUGAAACUGGAGUCCGAGUGCUCCGCUCCCGGAGAGCAGCCAAAAUUCCUGGGGAUCAGAGAGCAGCGUUUCACCGGCCUGAUGAUCUUCACCCUGAUGGGCUGCUCUGUCUUCAUGACAUCUGUGCUGAAGUUCAUCCCGAUGCCGGUGCUUUACGGUGUGUUCCUCUAUAUGGGGGCGUCUUCGCUCCGAGGCAUCCAGGUACACUUCUUCAGUUUCAUGUUGGGGACUAACAGCGGAAAACUUGACGACUCCGUGUAUCUGUGCGUGCAGUUUUUUGACCGUCUGAAGCUGUUUGGCAUGCCGACCAAGCAUCAGCCAGACUUCAUUUAUCUCCGCCAUGUUCCCCUGAGGAAGGUUCACCUUUUCACCAUCAUCCAGCUCAGCUGCUUGGUGCUGCUCUGGACCAUCAAGACCUCCCGAGCUGCCAUCGUGUUCCCAAUGAUGGUCUUGGCGUUGGUGUUCAUCCGAAAGCUUCUUGACUUCAUCUUCACCAAAAGAGAGCUGAGCUGGCUGGAUGAUCUGAUGCCAGAGUGGAAGAAGAAGAAGCUGGAGGACGCAGCACAAGAGGAGGAGCACAGUAUUAUUGUCGAAGAGGAAGGCAUCGUACAAGUGCCAUUGGAAGCUCAUUUCAAGGGAGACCCUGCCACCGUUAACAUCACGGAUGAGAUGUCCAAAGGAUCGUUUGGCAACGUGUGGAAGAGUGUCAACCCUCCUGAGAGCACCAACAAGGAGCCGAGCGCAAAGAGCUCCCCCACCUAACCUCUCAGCAGCUGGUACCCCAAAGUUGUUCCACUGGAGGUGAAAAGCGCCACAAGCGGCGAAGACACAACAAGAGCCUGGACAGAGAGACGAGUUUGUGAUGACACGCACUGAGGCGGUGGCACUAUGCUGUCAGAAAUAAUAUUUUAAAAAAGACAAAAAAAAACACACACACACACACACUAUACCGUGCCACACUCAACCACCUUCGUACUGUGUUACACUGUGUUUUUGUCAUGUAUGUCUGUGUGCAGUUUGUGUACAACCGACAGUUGUGUUAGAAGCAUUAUUAACACAAAAAACCAACGCACAUCUCGUCUUCUUUUUUUUUAUUUUAAUGUAUAUCCAUGUUUGGUGAUACCAGCAACUACAGAAUUAUUUAACAUCUCUAGGUCAGUGGGCCAAUAAUAUGAUCAUUUUAGACAAUUUUUAAACCUACUUUAAUUGUAUUUUGUAUCUUUUUUACAUAUUUCCAAAAAAAAAAAAGCAAUGGCUAGUUGAAGAAUCCUGCCUGUGCGACCGUAGUGUCGCCAGUCCGUCGGCUUGUGGACCUCAGAUACUACAAAUAAAGACUUGCCAAAAGUGUUUCACUACUAAAUAAGUUGGAUGAUUACAUUUUAUAUCUAUAUCUAAAUGUCAGUGUGUGAGACCACGUUUUGAUGAUGGCGUCCCUUCCCCAGCUUUAGGAACCGUUUUGCAUCGCUCGGGUUUUUGUGCGCUAAUUGUGAAGAAAAGCCAGCUACAGUUGAAAUCACAGAAACCACGACGCCGUGGAGCUUCAUAAGAGAAAACUAUGCCUUCAACCAUAUUUUGCAGGGCAGCUUUCGUCACUUUAACGGUAGCAUGGCCGCACAGUUUGCAUCUGUUGCUUGGGCUUUAUUUUUAACUUGUUUUUCAAUAGCUGAACUUGAAAGUGGCUGUACAGAAGAGCUGUGUGUUACCACCUCCAUCCUCGUCCUUGUUUCUCACCCGCAGACGCGUGGUCUCUUCGCUUCGGAAGCUACUUGUUCUUCAAACCACCUCUCACCGCAGGAUCAUGAUUACUUCUAGAGAUGCAAUAAUACCUUUUUUUUCUGGGAAAGGCGACAUAUAAUAAGCAGUUAAGAGUCUUAACAAUGUAUGAAACAUAGUAUAUUUUAUUCAUGUAUAAUGUUACUAAUAUAUUACUAACAUGAAGUUUUUUCUUUCUUGUUGUUGUAUGUUCUUUUCCUUUCGUCGAUGAAAUGGUUCUUAGUUGAGUAGAGAAGUUAAUCAUGGGUCAAAAUUAUAUCAAUAACACAUAUUUUGACCGAGUCUGUGUGUGGAAAUUUUGCCUUAAAUUUGGUAGAGCUAGCUGUACACUUUCUGUUGGAUAAUUUAAGUCACCUGUACAGAAUGCUGUCUGUUCUGAUCUGUUGUUUAACUGUGAUCUGUUUCACGAGCGGCUGGGUGAGUGAGAGCGUAAAUAAACAUAUGAAACCAA